GAACACCCAAUUCAGCUACGACAUCACUACUCGCAGGGCUUUCACCGCGAAGUUCAAGGCGCAGCCCAAUUAUACCCGCGGGCCCGAGGUCGAUCAGCUGAAAGACAACGCUGACUACAAGUUUGCCCAGAUGAAGAAGAAGGUGCUGGCCAACAGCACCUUCCAGAAGCUCGUCAGCAGGACCUGCGUGCCCCUGAACCGCAUCCGCCCCAGCUGCUGGGAGACCGCCCCGACGAACCUGUUCUGCCAGGCCCUGUCGGCGGCCACGGCGCAGAUCAUCGGCCCGGGCGACCUGUUCAAGCUGAUGCAGUCCAAGAAGGCCAUGGUGCCCAACUGAGCGCGCGCAUCGGGGGCCCGCGAGGGUUGGCGGUUCUGGCAGUGCCCGUGCAGGGCACAGCGCCUUCAGAUCUCCGCGACUUUUGGCCGCCGAGAUCCGCUUUGCCGGCGCGUUCGCCUGCCAUGGUUGGCGGCGCGCGCAAGGUCGGCGCCACCUCGACAUACUACUAGUACUACGUGUGCGUCCCUGCCCUGUAAGGCCUAUCCCUCCCCCUUGCCCCUUGGGCGCGCCGCCCGCACGCCGCGGCAGCGCUGAGGAGCCCCCCCGCCGUGCGCCGAGCGCCCCGCCGAUCGGGCGGAGCGACCCCUCGGCGGGCGCAGGGCGUCUCCCUCGCGGCCGAUCACCGCUUGCCUGCUCUAUCGGGGACCACAGAUGCAUCCGCCUGGCCAAGCCUCCUCCCGCUGCACCCAAAGGAUGCGGAU
Prorocentrum cordatum is the source of this 759-nucleotide messenger RNA. Lineage: Eukaryota; Dinophyceae; Prorocentrales; Prorocentraceae. The record is from the annotation of a GenBank genome assembly.